Molecule: messenger RNA, 963 nt
Organism: Hermetia illucens (black soldier fly)
Lineage: Eukaryota; Metazoa; Arthropoda; Insecta; Diptera; Stratiomyidae
Product: orcokinin peptides type A-like
Exons: 4
Coding region: 228-680 (150 amino acids)
Source: RefSeq, a predicted model, not a curated record
AGCUCAGCACGGCUCCAAUAGACACUUCCAUUCAGUCGUUUGUUGAGGCUACAGCAGCUUCACUAUCACUGUCAAGUACCCAAAGAGGACACUCCGAUUUACCUUUCCGUUCAUCGAAUUACAAUCAUUUCCUGAGCAGGAGGUGUUUGUGCUAAGUGCGAAGUGAAGAUAAUCUAUCUGCUUCCGUCGAUUCUCUGUGUUCGAAAAUCUUUAAGUUAUCCACGAAAAUGAUGAUGCGUUCAGCAUUCAUUGCAUUCGCAGUUUUGUUUGUUGGUGUUACGCUUAGUUUACCAUUAAAGAACAACGAAGUUGAGGAUUAUGUAAUGCGGCCCAAUGAUAUGUACCGAUUUGCUCCAUAUUCAGACGAAGAUCGAAGUCUCUACGUGGAACGAAGUUUAGAUUCAAUCGGAGGCGGAAAUUUGAUUCGAAGCGUCAACAUGAACGACUUAAGUGAUAAUUUGGUGCAUCCAAGACAACAUGUUCGACGGUCGGCAAUGCCUGAAGGAUUCGAUAAUGACUGGAACCUGGCUGCCGAAAGACGUAACUCAUAUCGAUAUGCAUGGCCCAAGUAUGGUUCAAUCCAUACGAAUUUCCGUCGGGCACUAGAUUCAAUUGGUGGAGGACACCUGUUGAAAAGGACAUUGGAUUCAAUUGGUGGAGCCAAUUUGAUAAGGAAGUAGAAAGGAUAUCCGUUCGAACAGGAACUAACACUAUGAUGUUGACAUGAGCGGUUGUGACAAUGAGGAAUAUCAUUUUAAAUAUAAGGGCAUCAUUAAAAAUAUAAAAAAAAAAUAUUUUGAGAUUUACACCAAUGAAGAGUCAGACUAGUUGUUCGUAUCGGUGCCAUAAUCAUCCUGAGGAUUUGUUUAAUUAUCAUCUAUUGUUCCAGAAUAUAUGGCUUUAUUUUAAAUAUAAUAUAACCACUAUUCUCUUACAAGGUAAAAUAAAUUCACUUAUAUCAUG